AUGCUGGAUUUUCCCGAGGAUACUAAGAAUGAGCCAAAAUGUUACGUUACACACGGCACAAUGGGCCACCUGGAUCCCAAACAGCCUCCUGUGAAAAGAAAACCUUUCGCUGCCAUCUUGAAUGAAGGCUUUAUUCAAAAGGCUGAGCUCAUCCUACCUGAAGAGCUCUAUGAGAUCAUCAAAAAAGACUUCUUCAACGAGACUACCAAACCUGUUUAUAGCAGGGUCAUACUUCCUUUGAAAGCACUUCUGGAAGGAGAAUUUUUCAAUGAGUAUAUAAAAAAAGGAAUUUUGACCUUGUAUCUUGACAAGGAAAGCUACGAACGAGCGGGCCUAACGGGAGUACCAGAUGGUGUGAAGGGGAAACGUAAGACGAAGCCUCGAUGGGUUGUUGAAAUCAAUUUACGUCUGCCCUCAAUGCUACAUGGGAAGAAGGGGUUCGACAGGAUUGUCUACGCAUUCAAGAAUGUCCUCUCAACUCCAGUCACGUGGCUAUUCUGUGAUUUAGGGGCAACAGCUCUGGCACCUGAUCCUCUGGAUAUACAUUUCCCGACCAAGGUGGCCGUCGUCCCUGAUAUCACUUCAGAAAUCAAAGUCAAUAUGCCGUCACUCAAACCACCCACAGAUACAAGUUCCGAAUAUGGAGAUGAUUUCAAGGAUUUCGCAGUUGAGACCCACGAAUGGCUAUCUCUUAUUUCACUCAAUAGCCCCAGGGUUAAUCCAGACGAUCAGAUAGAUUCUUUCCUUUCUCGAUAUGUUCCCCCAGGAGAGUCUACGACAAGAUCGAAUCUCGUCAAGAUCACAUGGCGAGGGUUCUUGUCUCCAUCUUGGGCACAUAAGCUAUUUGUACACGCGUUGUUGAAUGUGCCCCAGGAAGCAUGGUUUGUUUAUUACGUGGGAGGAUUCGGCGGAGUCCGGGUUGAAGGUAGCAAGGAUUGCACCAUAUUGAAGGUACCUGACGCACCGAACGAGUACCUUUUAUGGGAGGUCGCGUAA
This is a messenger RNA of Amorphotheca resinae ATCC 22711, 996 nucleotides long. RefSeq lists its product as hypothetical. NCBI's taxonomy places the organism in Eukaryota, Fungi, Ascomycota, Leotiomycetes, Helotiales, Amorphothecaceae. Gene Ontology annotation, molecular function: ribonuclease P activity; ribonuclease MRP activity. The transcript has 5 exons. The coding region runs from base 1 to 996 and encodes 331 amino acids. Gene Ontology annotation, cellular component: multimeric ribonuclease P complex; ribonuclease MRP complex. Gene Ontology annotation, biological process: tRNA 5'-leader removal; endonucleolytic cleavage in ITS1 to separate SSU-rRNA from 5.8S rRNA and LSU-rRNA from tricistronic rRNA transcript (SSU-rRNA, 5.8S rRNA, LSU-rRNA); tRNA 3'-end processing. The record is from RefSeq and is a predicted model, not a curated record.